Messenger RNA from Oikopleura dioica, 474 nucleotides. The record is from the annotation of a GenBank genome assembly. NCBI's taxonomy places the organism in Eukaryota, Metazoa, Chordata, Appendicularia, Copelata, Oikopleuridae.
AUGGCAGGCGUUUCUUGUGGAGCUCGCGAUUUGAACGAUGUUCUUUUGAAAGAUUCUAGCGGAAAAAUCGCUGAAUCAGGGAAGCAAGUUCUCCUCGUCGAAGCCAAUACCAAUAUCACUCCUACUUUUCUGAAAUACCAGAACACCAACUUUUUGAUGGCGCUUUCUCAGGAUGAUAUGCGACCAGAUACGAUUCGAAUGGCUUUGAUUGGAGCUCUUCGUUUUGGGAAGUGCUUUAUUAUUGAUAUUGAUAAGCUCCCUUUGUACAACGCAAUCGAAACCUACAUGGACAUGAUCAAACCCGGCCUCUACAAAGACCUCCUUGCUGGCGAAGUGACCAAAAACGAAUACUGGAAGACUCUUGGCAACAACUUUAACGAAAGCCAAUUCGAUCGAUUCCACUUCGUCGUCCUCACGCAUUCCGUUCCCGACAAGGCUAUUUCUGACCAGUUUUACACGAUCACAAUCGAAUAA